Messenger RNA from Chenopodium quinoa (quinoa), 1403 nucleotides. Its product is annotated as calcium/calmodulin-regulated receptor-like kinase 1. The record is from RefSeq and is a predicted model, not a curated record. Lineage: Eukaryota; Viridiplantae; Streptophyta; Magnoliopsida; Caryophyllales; Amaranthaceae. Bases 885 to 1403 code for a protein of 172 amino acids. The transcript has 4 exons.
AGUCUAGUUUGAUAAUUGAGUCAAUUUUGGUUGCUAAUUUGUGAAUUUUAGUUUAUUUAUUUUAUUUUAUAGGAAAAACACAAAUUCACAAAUUCUGGGGGUGGGGGAAUGGUUUCAGGGGUAGAGUUUCGAGUCUACGGCAGUUUCGGGUCAGGGAAAGGGGUGGGGGUUUCUGGUGGGGAAAGGGAUGGGAGUUAGGGUGGUUUCGGGUUAAGGAAUUCAAGUUUUGGGCGGUUUCGUUGGUGGGGCUGGGGCGGGGGGUCUAUUGCGCUUAUGUGGCUCUGGAAGGAGGGUGGUUUUGGUGGUGGUACAGGGGGAGGGGGUGGCUGUCGGGGCUGGGUUGGGGAGUGGUUGUUGGGCUGAAACGCAGUCAUGAGAUAGACAGGAGAAUAGGGUUUUGGGAGGGUUGAAGGUGAAGGAUGUUGUUAGUGGGGAGGUUAAGGAUGUGCAGGUUUCUUAUUUUUCGGUGUUUAGAGAGACAUAAAGAGCAAUGAUAUAAAUCGAAAUGAUGACCGGAUUACGGAAUGCACAUUGUGGAUUUGUGGUACAAUCGUAUAAGUGUUGUGAUAUGUUUUGUUGAUGAUGUUAUCAGGGAGAUGAUUUGUGUGUUAGCUACUACUACAUUGACAGUGAGCUCAAUGCUUAUGCCAUAUCUUCUGCUCAGGUCAACUGCUUAGCUUGCUUAUCUAUUUUUAUACAACUAUUGUACGAAUACACAAAGGAAGUACGGAAUUAUGUUGAGUACAUUUGAUAAUUCGGCUCCAUGGAAAGUCGAAAAACCUUUAAACUGUUGCCAUGCUUCGGUGAUUGUAAGUUGUAAUUGCUCUGUGUAAAUGGAUCAUUUUGUAAAAAAAAAAAUAAAAAAAUAAAAAUAAGUUGUUUGGAUGAACUAUUUUAAUGUUAAUUUGUUUUAUGGAAUGAGCGUUACCCUUGGCCCUAAAUCUCCAAGACGAUACAGAAAAAGUGUCAGUGGGAUGUCUUUGUGGAUUGACGGCUUUAAGAGAAGUAAUGUUGUUUCUACAUCUGGUAUACUUGAGUUUGCUUACAGGGAUUUGCAGAAGGCGACUCAGAAUUUCACAACAUUGGUUGGCCAGGGUGCAUAUGGUCCUGUGUACAAAGCUCAGAUGUCAACUGGUGAAAUAGUUGCUGUGAAGGUGCUGGUUAAGCUGUUAGGAAGGUUGCAUCACAGGAACCUCUUGAAUUUGCUUGGAUAUUUUUUAGGUGAGCUGCCAUCGGCAAUGAGGACAGCAGCUUGGGUGGGGAAAUGGCAUUUGAUACUACAAAGACAAACACCAUUGCCACCAAUGUCACUGUGCUCUACUCUGCAUCAGUUUUGCAUUCUUGCCACCCUUGAAGUCCUGAGUUCUAUUAGUUUUUGUAUACUGUCAGACAGCAUAUGUUAA